Messenger RNA from Closterium sp. Naga37s-1, 285 nucleotides. The record is from the annotation of a GenBank genome assembly. NCBI's taxonomy places the organism in Eukaryota, Viridiplantae, Streptophyta, Zygnematophyceae, Desmidiales, Closteriaceae.
AUGCUUGUGGUGCUCACAGGACGCCCUCCAGUCUCUGAGGAUGGUGGGGAGUCCAAGCAGAUCACGUCGUGGGCGUCCAACUGCCUGUCAUUGAAUGACAUAGAGAGCCUCAAGGACCCGGGCUUGGAAGCCCCAAGGGAUGCGGUGCAGCGCCUGGCUGAGCUGGCAGUGAGCUGCACCGUGGAGCGCAGUGCAAGCCGCCCAAGUAUGGCGCACAUUGCCACCCAGCUGCAGGCUGUCAGGGAGGAGGUGGCGGGGAAAAAGGAGUUGUGCGCCGCUAUUUAG